GGGGGAGUUGACAUCCGCUGUUCUCUCUUUAAUACCACUCAGAAGGUGUGCAUGAAGAAGAUCGCAGCAGACGACCUCGAUGGCGUCUUGGAGUGUGACUGCCCAUUACCAUGCCGAGAAACACAGUAUAGGUCACAGGUCACCUCAACGCGGGCGAACAUGCUGCACUAUGAACUGCUCCACAAGCUCAGGAAAAACGUUGCCAGCUUUUGCUCCGACAAAAUGGACACGGUUGUUCUUCAUGUCUAUCUUGACUCCAUUUCCUACGAGUUGAUCGACGAGAGUCCAACCUACACUUGGGAUACCUUGCUAUGUAAUCUGGGCGGAUCUCUCGGCCUUUUCGUGGGCGUGUCCAUGUUGAGUAUCCUGGAAGUGUUGGAGCUCCUUGUGGAUUUGUGUAUCUUGACCUUUUCACAAAAGAAGAGAGGACGGAAAGAUAAGAAGGAAUGGAACCAAGACGAAGGAGAGUUAGUCAAAGUGCAAACACAAGGGGAGAAGAACGUGAACUUUGCGUGGGUGUUAGAGGGAAGUGUCGGAAAGUGUUCUGCCAAAUGUGCGUCGCAGACCGAGUUGCAAGUUUUAAGAGAAGAGCUCCAGCAUUUAAAGAUGGCCUUUGCAAGUUAGU
Messenger RNA from Penaeus vannamei (Pacific white shrimp), 625 nucleotides. The record is from RefSeq and is a predicted model, not a curated record. NCBI's taxonomy places the organism in Eukaryota, Metazoa, Arthropoda, Malacostraca, Decapoda, Penaeidae.